This is a messenger RNA of Tripterygium wilfordii, 2197 nucleotides long. RefSeq names its product DDT domain-containing protein DDR4. The transcript has 11 exons. The record is from RefSeq and is a predicted model, not a curated record. The coding region runs from base 234 to 1787 and encodes 517 amino acids. Gene Ontology annotation, cellular component: RSF complex. Gene Ontology annotation, biological process: regulation of DNA-templated transcription. Lineage: Eukaryota; Viridiplantae; Streptophyta; Magnoliopsida; Celastrales; Celastraceae.
GGUCCCUGAAAGUUAACCCUAGUAAAAACGCCCCACAAGGAUCAAAAGGGGUAAAUUCCGUUUAGGCGGGAACCUCUCAUUUUUACCCUCCUCUCUCACUAUAUGUAUAUGCUUCUCUCUCACAAACAAGUUCCGAUUUUUCCGAAAGUACGCUGUACGCGUGCGUUGCUUGGUACGGUUUCUCUCUCUAUCCGUGAUUACUCAAUCGAGAUAGGUUGAGCAGUCACCGGAGGAUGGCGGGAAGUACGGACGGAGAAGAAACUGCGUCGGUGAAAGAGUUAAUUGGUGAACCGGUUGUUAUGCUGGAUGAAGAUGACGAAAACGACUUUUCCGUAUCGGAGAUUGCAAAGCUACGCGGACGAUGGGAAUUGGCUUCCGUUCUCAACUUCUUGAAGGUUUUUAGGCCAUUGAUCGGUGAUGAUUUGAAGAUAAGGGCUGAGGAGAUUGAAGCAGGUCUUAUUAAGCCUGAUAGCUCGAUUGCUCAACUCCACAAAUUGCUCUUGAAGGGGAUACCACCUGUGAGCAAAACAUUAAAUGUUUCUGAUGUGUGGGUGACUUCCCUUUGCAAUAAACUUGCUAUGUGGUGGCGAUGGGUUGGUGAAGGAGAGAAUCCACUUACUGCUGCAAAAGGAGAGGAGAUGUCCAGAUACAAAGGGCUUGAUCCAGUUGAUCGUUUACUGAUUUUAAAGGCACUAUGUGAAAUACGGGCUGAUCAACAUGAUGCAGUCUCUUUUAUUAAUGACGCUGUGAAAGAUGGAGUUCAGAUUUCUUCUUUUCGUAAGAAUAAAAUUGGGGGAGAUGAAAAUGGAACUUCAUACUGGUAUGAUGAAGACUCAGUCAUUGGUCAUCGAUUAUACAAGGAAGUAUGCACAUUAAAGUUGAGAACAACAAAAAGUAAAGCAUCUCUUUCUUUACCAAGCACCUGUUUUCAUUGGGAAACACUUGCAACUGAUCUUGAUGAAUUUCAGAAUGUUGCGGCUGAACUCUCCUCUAGUGGAGUUGCCACAAAAGUUGCUGUGGGCAAGAUUAUUGCAACCGAUGCUAUUCCUAAUAUUGAGAAAUUCGAGAAGAAAAAGGAAAGGGAACUCAAAAAGAAACUGAGGCAAGAGUUGCAAAAGAAUGAUUAUUUGAACUCCUGUAGAGCUGGAGUAACUCGUUCCAGCCGCAGCCACAAACCAAUCAAUUACACAUUUCACGAGUAUGACAACGUUAUGAAUGAGGCUAUACGACUAACGGAGAAGGGGCAAACUGCUAAAGAUCAAAGACAAAACAAAAGGCAUAUUGACAGGGAAAAGGGUGCCUCCAUGGAGGGUGAAUGUGAAAAUGAUAGUCCUCAUGAUGCUGGCACAGGCCCUAGAGACAGCUCCAGUGACAAAGCUGACUCUAUGGAUGGUGAUAGUCCUCAAGAUGCUGGAACAGGCCCUAGAGACAGCUGCAGCGACAAAGCUGACUCAGGUGGUGAUAAUGACAGUCCUCAAUAUGCUGGGACUGAUGAUGAUGACCAGGAUGACCUCGAGGAUUACAGUGACCUCGAGGAUUACAGUAGUAGUGAUUCAGGCAGUUUGGGUCAGGAAAAUGAAAAUAUUGGCAGCAGGAAGAAUGCAAAAAUUUUGGCUCCAAAGCCUAAGGGAUCUCGCUGGAGUCAGAGAAUAGCUAGCGUUAAGGAAAAUCCCGCUGUGGAAACUAGAAACUUGGGGGCAAAGAAUCGUUUGAGGCAAAGACCCAUCCGUAACUCAGCCGUUGGUCCUAUUGUGCUUGAUUCGGAGGACGAAAACCCAUCAGAAUGAGCCUUUGCUGAUCCAUGGGUGAUUGGCAGCAAACUUAUUCGUAUGGAACCAAAUUAUAUGAUGCAGGUCAGUGCAUAAACUAAAAUUACUUUUUAACAAGGUUUUUUUUUUUGGUAACAACGUAAGAUUUUGGUCGCUCAUGUUUCUAGUAGUGGGCAUGUAUAUGGAAUGGUGUUCUCCUUCAUGUUGUCUCUUGGAGUCGGGAACAGAUGAUCAUGUUUGUUGAAACUCUUGGGAGAAAGAUGGCUUAUACAUAGUUUUUGUUUGGCUGAUUUUUCGAAUCAGAUUCAUCUAAAACAUGGAUAGUUUCAAUACUUGGAAGAUAUUAUACCUCAUCUUUCAGUAGAUUUGAAUUGGUUGUAUGGAUUUGAAUUUGCCUUUUAUAUAAGUGUUUUUGGACUAAAAGUUUU